This is a messenger RNA of Lasiodiplodia theobromae, 1893 nucleotides long. RefSeq names its product Phytanoyl- dioxygenase. The record is from RefSeq and is a predicted model, not a curated record. The transcript is spliced from 2 exons. The coding region runs from base 1 to 1893 and encodes 630 amino acids. Lineage: Eukaryota; Fungi; Ascomycota; Dothideomycetes; Botryosphaeriales; Botryosphaeriaceae.
AUGGUCGCUACUUCAUUCAUCCCCCUCCUACUCGCGACAUGCGCGCAUGCCAAUGUUAUCCCCCGAACAAUUAGUUCAACGUACAAGAAUGCCACUCACUCGAGUGCUGCAUCAUCGCAGUCCUCUGAAGGUCUUUCUUUCGUUUUCGCUGGCGAGAAUCCCACUUCAAGCGCUGCAUCAUCGCAGUCCUCUGAAGGUCUUUCUUUCGUUUUCGCUGGCGAGGAUCCCACUUCAAGCGCUGCGCCGUCAAAGACGUCUGCAGCCCUCUCCUUCGCAUUCCCGAGUAAAGAUUCCGCUUCGUCCGGUGCUGCAUCACCCGAGACGUCUGUGGGAAUCUCUUUCGCAUUUCCCAGCAGCAGCAGCAGCAGCAGCAGUAGCAGCAGCAGCAAAGAUGUCUUGGUCGGAAUCGACAUGGGCUUCACCAGGUCCACGAGAUCUGCGCCUCUGACGAUCGGCAUCGACCUCGGCCCUCCAACAGCAACAAGCUCGAGGAUAGGGACGCCAGUCGGGACUCCGGUUGGGACCCCAGCCGCAGGCAAUGUGUCUGUAAGCGAGCAGGGUUUCGAUUUCGGCUUCGGGGGGCCGACAGGCGCCCCAAGUCUCGUCCUCACUAUGAUCGAUGGAUCGUUCGUGCUGGCGACUGUCGGAGCAAGCUCUACCAAACCCGCAACCACUGUCCCAGCAGGUGCGACGACGUCUUCGAAGAUCAGCCUACCCGUGGUGACGACAGCCGCGCCUCAGGAACCCACAUCACGAACACCGUUCGAGGUCGGCGGCAUCACCGUGUCCCAGAACUCGGACACGCAGCUCGUCGUCGGGAGCCAGACGCUGGCAGUCGGCUCGUCGGUCAUCGUCGGGUCCGGUUCCUCGACGACCGCCAUCGUCCUCCAGACGGAUGGCAGUUCGACGCGCAUCGUCGUCGGCACGGCCACCGCCGCCGUUCCAGCAGCCGAGCCUACGUCCGGGGGUUCAGGGGAGGCAGCAGCCCCCUUUGAAGUUGGUGGCAUCACCGUGUCUCGCAACUCCGCCUCCCAGAUCGUCAUUGGCACGCAAACGCUCGGUGGCGCCGCUGGCUCCUCCAUUGUCGUCGGCUCCGGCUCGUUCACGACCGCAGUCGUCCUGCAAACCGAUGCUAGUGGCGCGACGCAGGUGGUCGUCGGCGGCACCACAACGGCCGCUAUUCCCACGGCCGCACCCAUAUCCGGGGUUGAGGGCGACCCGGACGCCAUCGUCUUCGGCAGCCAAACACUGCACCCGGGCUCGACGCUAACGCUGGGCUCGGGCAGUUCGACGACCAAGCUCGUCCUGCAGACAUACUCGGCGGGGGGCAGCGCCAUCGUCGUCGCCGACGCCAGCACGACCUACACCGUCGCUGCGCCGACGAGGGCAUCUGCGUUGCCCACCCUCGCGGGAGGAGGCGUGCAGCUCAUCACUACCGGCCUGACGACGGAGCUCGUUGUUGGCGGAACGCAGACGUACACAUUCAAGACGGGCGGACCGAGUAUCGGGCUGGUGACUGAGGGCGGUACGACCAUCGUCGUUGCUGGCGGCACCGGGAGCGGUGGCACGCGGAUUCCAAUUCCGACCGGGCUGGGCAAGGAGACGAGUGGCGCCUCUGCCUCUGCUUCCGGUAGUUCCGGUCGUUCGAGCCGGUCGACUUUGGGCUCGGCGACGGGGAGUUCGAGGACCACGACGGCAGCGGCGGAAAGCAGUGCGGCGGCGUCAGGCCUAUCGAGUGGAUUGGGAGGAGACGUGGACUGGGCGACGGCGAGCGCCAGUGCCAGCGCGAGUGCAAGCGGUAGUGUGGGUGCGGCAGCGAGGAUGGUGGACGGGGCUGUGGUUGGGACGGGGCUCGUCAGUGCUGUGUGUGCUGUGUUGGCACUGAUUCUGUGA